Messenger RNA from Equus caballus (horse), 4867 nucleotides. RefSeq names its product STAG1 cohesin complex component (gene STAG1). Gene Ontology annotation, molecular function: chromatin binding. The record is from RefSeq and is a predicted model, not a curated record. Gene Ontology annotation, biological process: sister chromatid cohesion. Lineage: Eukaryota; Metazoa; Chordata; Mammalia; Perissodactyla; Equidae. Gene Ontology annotation, cellular component: nucleus; cohesin complex; chromatin.
GUUAGGAUUGCAGCUCCGUUGAAGGCGCGGCCCCCGCUCCCGAACCCCCGGCGACCACCCCGUAACAACCCCCCCACAUCGGGAAUAACACACCGGAGACUUUUGGGGGGAAACUAGGUCGACGGCCGGCGGCGCCCGGAUGGGCAGCUGAGGAUUGCCUUUGAGGUUAUUUUAAAAGUUUGGGUUGUACAGCACUUGAUUCUUUUGCUCCAUUGUGGAAAGUGCUCUCCAGCAAUGAUUACUUCAGAGUUACCAGUGUUACAGGAUUCAACUAAUGAAACUACUGCCCAUUCCGAUGCUGGCAGUGAACUUGAAGAAACAGAGAUCAAAGGAAAAAGAAAAAGGGGUCGUCCUGGCCGGCCUCCAUCUACAAAUAAGAAACCUCGAAAAUCUCCAGGAGAGAAGAGUAGAAUUGAAGCUGGAGUUAGAGGGACAGGCCGUGGAAGAGCUAAUGGGCACCCUCAGCAGAAUGGGGAAGGGGAGCCUGUCACAUUAUUUGAAGUGGUGAAACUGGGGAAAAGUGCAAUGCAGUCCGUUGUGGAUGACUGGAUUGAAUCAUAUAAACAAGACAGGGACAUCGCACUUCUGGAUUUAAUCAACUUUUUUAUCCAGUGUUCAGGAUGUCGAGGUACUGUGAGAAUAGAGAUGUUUCGAAAUAUGCAGAAUGCAGAAAUCAUUAGAAAAAUGACUGAAGAAUUUGAUGAGGACAGUGGUGAUUAUCCCCUUACCAUGCCUGGACCUCAAUGGAAAAAAUUUCGUUCAAACUUUUGUGAAUUUAUUGGAGUCCUGAUUCGACAGUGUCAGUAUAGCAUAAUAUAUGAUGAGUAUAUGAUGGACACAGUAAUCUCCCUUUUGACUGGUUUGUCAGACUCGCAGGUCAGAGCUUUUAGGCAUACAAGUACUCUUGCUGCCAUGAAGCUCAUGACUGCCCUGGUGAAUGUUGCCUUAAACCUCAGUAUUCAUCAGGAUAAUACACAGAGACAAUAUGAAGCUGAGAGAAAUAAAAUGAUUGGGAAGAGGGCCAAUGAAAGGUUGGAGUUACUGCUUCAGAAACGCAAAGAACUACAAGAAAAUCAAGAUGAAAUUGAAAAUAUGAUGAACUCUAUUUUUAAGGGUAUAUUUGUUCAUAGAUACCGUGAUGCUAUUGCUGAGAUUAGAGCCAUUUGUAUUGAAGAAAUUGGAGUAUGGAUGAAAAUGUAUAGUGAUGCCUUCCUAAAUGACAGUUACCUAAAAUAUGUUGGCUGGACUCUUCAUGACAGGCAAGGAGAAGUCAGGCUGAAGUGUUUGAAAGCUCUACAGAGUUUAUAUACCAAUAGAGAAUUAUUCCCCAAACUGGAGCUAUUCACAAACCGAUUCAAGGAUCGCAUUGUAUCAAUGACACUUGAUAAGGAAUAUGAUGUUGCUGUGGAAGCUAUUCGAUUGGUUACUCUGAUACUUCAUGGAAGUGAAGAAGCUCUUUCCAAUGAAGACUGUGAAAAUGUUUACCACUUGGUGUACUCAGCACAUCGCCCUGUUGCUGUGGCAGCUGGAGAAUUCCUUCACAAAAAGCUGUUUAGCAGACAUGACCCACAAGCAGAAGAAGCAUUAGCAAAGAGGAGGGGAAGGAACAGUCCAAAUGGGAACCUCAUUAGGAUGCUGGUUCUUUUCUUUCUUGAAAGUGAGUUACACGAACAUGCAGCCUACUUGGUGGACAGUUUAUGGGAGAGCUCUCAAGAACUGUUGAAAGACUGGGAAUGUAUGACAGAGUUGCUAUUAGAAGAACCUGUUCAAGGAGAGGAAGCAAUGUCUGACCGUCAAGAGAGUGCUCUUAUAGAGCUAAUGGUUUGUACAAUUCGUCAAGCUGCUGAGGCACAUCCUCCAGUGGGAAGGGGUACUGGCAAGAGAGUGCUAACUGCCAAAGAAAGGAAAACUCAAAUUGAUGAUAGAAACAAAUUGACUGAGCAUUUUAUUAUCACACUUCCUAUGUUGCUAUCAAAGUAUUCUGCAGAUGCAGAGAAAGUAGCAAACUUGCUACAAAUCCCACAGUAUUUUGAUCUAGAAAUUUAUAGCACAGGUCGAAUGGAAAAGCAUCUGGAUGCUUUAUUAAAGCAGAUUAAAUUUGUUGUGGAGAAACAUGUAGAAUCAGAUGUUUUAGAAGCCUGCAGUAAAACCUAUAGCAUCUUAUGCAGUGAAGAGUAUACCAUCCAGAACAGAGUUGACAUAGCUCGAAGCCAGCUGAUUGAUGAGUUUGUAGAUCGGUUCAAUCAUUCUGUGGAAGAUCUAUUGCAAGAGGGAGAAGAAGCUGACGAUGAUGAUAUUUACAAUGUUCUUUCUACGUUAAAGCGGUUAACCUCUUUUCACAACGCUCAUGAUCUCACAAAAUGGGAUCUGUUUGGUAAUUGCUACAGAUUAUUGAAGACUGGAAUUGAACAUGGAGCUAUGCCAGAACAGAUAGUCGUACAGGCACUGCAGUGUUCCCAUUACUCGAUUCUUUGGCAGUUGGUGAAAAUUACUGAUGGUUCUCCUUCCAAAGAGGAUUUGUUGGUAUUGAGGAAAACGGUGAAAUCCUUUUUGGCUGUUUGCCAACAGUGCCUAUCUAAUGUUAAUACUCCAGUGAAGGAACAGGCUUUCAUGUUACUCUGUGAUCUUUUGAUGAUUUUUAGCCACCAAUUAAUGACAGGUGGCAGGGAGGGCCUUCAGCCUUUGGUGUUUAAUCCAGAUACUGGGCUCCAGUCUGAACUCCUCAGUUUUGUGAUGGAUCAUGUUUUCAUUGACCAGGAUGAGGAGAACCAGAGCAUGGAGGGUGAUGAAGAAGAUGAAGCUAAUAAAAUUGAGGCCUUACAUAAAAGGAGGAAUCUACUUGCUGCCUUCAGCAAACUUAUCAUUUAUGAUAUUGUUGACAUGCAUGCAGCUGCAGACAUCUUUAAACACUACAUGAAGUAUUACAAUGACUAUGGUGAUAUUAUUAAGGAAACACUGAGUAAAACCAGGCAGAUUGAUAAAAUUCAGUGUGCCAAGACCCUCAUUCUCAGUUUACAGCAGUUGUUUAAUGAACUUGUUCAAGAGCAAGGUCCCAACCUAGAUAGGACAUCUGCCCAUGUCAGUGGCAUUAAAGAACUGGCACGUCGCUUUGCCCUUACAUUUGGACUGGACCAAAUCAAGACACGAGAAGCAGUUGCCACACUUCACAAGGAUGGCAUAGAAUUUGCCUUUAAAUACCAAAAUCAGAAAGGGCAAGAAUAUCCACCUCCUAAUCUGGCUUUCCUGGAAGUACUAAGUGAAUUUUCUUCUAAACUUCUUCGACAGGACAAAAAGACUGUUCAUUCAUACCUAGAAAAAUUCCUUACGGAGCAAAUGAUGGAAAGGAGGGAAGAUGUAUGGCUCCCACUCAUCUCAUAUAGAAAUUCGUUAGUCACUGGAGGUGAAGAUGAUAGAAUGUCUGUGAACAGUGGAAGUAGUAGCAGCAAAACCUCCUCAGUAAGGAAUAAGAAAGGACGACCCCCACUUCACAAAAAACGAGUAGAAGAUGAGAGUCUGGAUAAUACGUGGCUAAACAGGACUGACACCAUGAUUCAGACUCCUGGCCCCUUGCCGGCACCACAGCUCACUUCCACUGUACUUCGGGAGAAUAGCCGGCCCGUGGGAGAACAGAUUCAGGAACCCGAGUCUGAACAUGGUUCUGAACCUGACUUUUUACACAAUCCUCAGAUGCAGAUCUCUUGGUUAGGCCAGCCGAAAUUAGAAGACUUAAAUCGGAAGGACAGAACAGGAAUGAACUACAUGAAAGUGAGAACUGGAGUAAGGCACGCCGUUCGGGGCCUAAUGGAGGAAGAUGCUGAGCCCAUCUUUGAGGAUGUGAUGAUGUCAUCCCGGAGCCAGUUAGAAGAUAUGAAUGAAGAAUUUGAAGACACCAUGGUUAUUGAUCUGCCCCCAUCAAGAAAUCGGCGAGAGAGAGCUGAGCUGAGGCCAGAUUUCUUUGAUUCUGCAGCUAUCAUAGAAGACGAUUCAGGAUUUGGAAUGCCUAUGUUCUGAAGUCUGAAGAAAAUUUACAAAUCUGGAACUCUAUUAUUUAGAGCUAGAGGCCUAUAUACUGUGAUAGCUUGUAUGGGGAGAAAACACUUUUGAUGUGAUCUUAUUUGUUUUUUAAUCAAAUGAUUGCGGUCAACCCCUUUUUGCAGUGACAGAAGAGGAGCAUGUAAAUUACCCAAGGGAAUGUUGGUGAAUGUCACCUCAGAAAGACUGACCUGAAAAAUCAUUUGUGUCCUAAUAUUGGACUUAUCCCAAUACAGAUGUGUGUGUUUUUCUGGAGGGAGGAAGAAAUUUUAAAUUUUUAAAACAGCUGUCAAGAUAAACACUGUUAUACACCUGUUUUAUGAAAACUCAGCACUGAGUAAAAAAAAAAUAUUUUUAACUUUAUUUUCCUGUUGUACAAUUUAAAAACCGUUUUAACAUUUUGCCUUUUUAUGUUUUAAAAGCUAACCAUUUUUAUUAAACCUAUGAGUAAGCAGCUCAUCCUAAUUGCCGAAGAGUGUUUUGGAGCUCACUGGAUUUGGUUGACCUUGUGGAAUAUAGAAAUAUGGUGGAGCAGAAUAUUGACAAGCUAAGAUGAGAUUCUGAUCGUGCAUCUCUGCCAAAAACCACACACCCUCUGUGGAUAUGGAUAUUAAUUCCAGAUUUUAUAUACUCUUGAAUAAAAAGGUUUAUUUUUAUUUAUAAGGGGGCAUAAAAUAAGAAAUGUCCAUGCAGCCAUUUUUCCAACAGAUGCUGUACACCGUUCAUUUUAUAUAGAAUAGGGAGAUUCAGAUACAGUACAUUUUCUAUUGGUAUUUGUUCUGUGCAUUUUUAGCAACUUCUACCAGCAAAUAAAGUAUUCUCAGUAAAACAAAAA